CGGCGGCGGCGGCGUCGGGUCCGCUUACGGACUGUCACCGCCGCCGCCCGUCCUGCUCACCACGUCGCCCAGCUCGCGGAUCAUCAGGCAGAGCUCGCAGCCCGAGGCCACCGGCAGCGCGUCCAUGUGCUCGGGACACUGUUGCCACAACAUCCACCAUCAGCCCAGCUCGUCGCUGCGACAGCUCCGCGACCCGGCCGACAACAUAGCCAUGAUCGCGGCCGACUCGCUGCGGAUAAACGGCGCGAUCAGACAAUUUCGACAGGCGGGAAUCCUGCUCUCAGCUCAGACGUUGGCAGCUCAGGGAACUCAGGCGCGUCGGGCACGACUCAGACGUGCAUUGACAGAAGCUGCGAAUUCAGACACAGUUCCAAUCAUCAAAACGCUGCGAAAGCACACGUCAUCGACAUUGUCGAUCACUAGUGGGAUGAAGGUUAGCGGUUCUGGUGGCCGAGGCGAUAGCGGCGUAGUGGGCGAGGAAGCCGGCAUAGCAUUGGUUAGCAUACAUUCCGACUAUCCCCGCUACACCGAAGAACGUACCGGGUUGGUGUGCAAGGGUACCAGCUUAGUAGGUUCCAGUGGUAAUAUAACCGGCAGUAAACACAAGCCAAACGUCGGAUACAGACUGGGUAGGCGUAAAGCACUUUUCGAAAAACGAAAAAGAAUUAGUGAUUACGCUUUAGUGAUGGGAAUGUUUGGAAUUAUAAUCAUGGUCAUCGAGAAUGAGUUAGCCAGUGCAGGAGUGUACUCGAAAUCGCAAUUUUGUAAAAUGUUUGUUGUUUGUGGUCAUGUUAGAAAAGGAUGGGAAAUUUAA
Melanaphis sacchari is the source of this 814-nucleotide messenger RNA. RefSeq names its product small conductance calcium-activated potassium channel protein-like. Gene Ontology annotation, cellular component: neuronal cell body; plasma membrane; neuron projection. Gene Ontology annotation, biological process: potassium ion transmembrane transport. The coding region runs from base 125 to 814 and encodes 229 amino acids. The transcript has 5 exons. Lineage: Eukaryota; Metazoa; Arthropoda; Insecta; Hemiptera; Aphididae. The record is from RefSeq and is a predicted model, not a curated record. Gene Ontology annotation, molecular function: small conductance calcium-activated potassium channel activity; calmodulin binding.